This is a messenger RNA of Engraulis encrasicolus (European anchovy), 3610 nucleotides long. RefSeq names its product citrate synthase, mitochondrial. Gene Ontology annotation, cellular component: mitochondrial matrix. Lineage: Eukaryota; Metazoa; Chordata; Actinopteri; Clupeiformes; Engraulidae. Gene Ontology annotation, biological process: carbohydrate metabolic process; tricarboxylic acid cycle; citrate metabolic process. The coding region runs from base 115 to 1521 and encodes 468 amino acids. The transcript has 11 exons. The record is from RefSeq and is a predicted model, not a curated record.
CCUUCACUUGGUCCGAGGCGUCCGUGCGGGGGCACCUUCAUACACUUUCCACGGUGCAGCAGGCAUCGGCUUUUAAAAUCAAACAGUACAUUAACUUGUCAACCUACUUCCAUCAUGUCGCUUCUGUCAAUCAGCAGGUUAGCGCCAAGGCUUCUUAAUUCAACGAAUGCAUCUGUUCUUGUUGCAGCUAGACAUGCCAGUGCAUCAUCAACAAACCUUAAAGAUGUACUUGUAGACCUUGUUCCCAAAGAGCAGUCGCGGAUCAAGAACUUCAAGCAACAGUAUGGCAAGACUAACCUCGGCCAGAUCACUGUUGAUAUGAUGUAUGGAGGGAUGCGAGGCAUGAAGGGCUUGGUCUACGAGACCUCCGUGCUGGACCCGGAUGAGGGUAUCCGUUUCCGUGGUUACAGCAUCCCUGAGUGCCAGGAGCUGCUGCCCAAAGCGGCCGGUGGGGAGGAGCCUCUGCCUGAGGGACUCUUCUGGCUGCUCGUCACCGGACAGGUGCCCACUCAGGAGCAGGUGGCCUGGCUGUCUAAGGAGUGGGCCAAGCGUGCCGCCCUGCCCUCCCACGUGGUGACCAUGCUGGACAACUUCCCCACCAACCUGCACCCCAUGUCCCAGUUCAGCGCCGCCAUCACCGCCCUCAACAGCGAGAGCAGCUUCGCCCGCGCCUAUUCCGAGGGCGUCAACAAGGCCAAGUACUGGGAGUUUGUGUAUGAGGACUCGAUGGACCUGAUUGCCAAGCUGCCGUGUGUGGCUGCUAAGAUCUACCGUAACCUGUACCGUGAGGGCAGCAGCAUCGGGGCCAUAGACUCCGACCUGGACUGGUCACACAACUUCACCAACAUGCUGGGAUACACCGACGCCCAGUUCGUUGAGCUCAUGCGCCUCUACCUCACCAUCCACAGUGACCACGAGGGUGGCAACGUGAGUGCCCACACCAGUCACUUGGUGGGCAGUGCCCUCUCUGACCCCUACCUGUCCUUCAGUGCCGCCAUGAACGGCCUCGCCGGACCUCUGCACGGUCUGGCCAAUCAGGAGGUGCUGGUGUGGCUGACGGCGCUGCAGAAGGAGAUGGGAGGAGAGGUGUCUGACGAGAAGAUGAGGGACUACAUCUGGAACACACUCAAGUCUGGAAGGGUGGUGCCAGGUUAUGGGCACGCCGUGCUGAGGAAGACAGACCCGCGCUACACGUGCCAGCGCGAGUUUGCCCUGAAGCACCUGCCCAACGACCCCAUGUUCAAGCUGGUGGCACAGCUCUACAAGAUCGUGCCCAACGUGCUGCUGGAGCAGGGCAAGGCCAAGAACCCCUGGCCCAACGUGGACGCACACAGCGGAGUACUCCUGCAGUAUUACGGCAUGACGGAGAUGAACUACUACACGGUGCUGUUCGGCGUGUCGCGGGCGCUGGGCGUGCUGGCGCAGCUCAUCUGGAGCCGGGCGCUGGGCUUCCCCCUGGAGCGCCCCAAAUCCAUGAGCACCGACGGACUCAUGAAGCUGGUGAAGGCCAGCUCUGGAUGAAACUCAUCCGGACUCUAAACAUCUCUAAGGGAUAUAUAUAUAUAUACACAUACAUACGGGGGUUUGGCCUUGGCCAGUAUUUGGAGGAGGAGGACAUGAGGGGGGGAACAAAUACAUACAAAAAUAUAUACUGGGAAAAAAAACAAGAAAACGUACCAAAAACACCAUGCACCCUUUGAAAGGGAUUCUGAGAGACACUCUUGUUUCAUCUGAAGAAGGGAUCAGCUACCUUAGUGAGUGCCUGCCCCCCCCCACCCUGCAUUCGACCUCUGACCUCACUGCAGAUAUUUAUCACAGCUCGGGGCAAGGGCAGGUCUUGUCCACUGUAUUCUCGUGAUGUUUCACAUCGUCGUCUCUCACUUGACUCCCCCACCUAACCUCCGAAUGCUGGCGGUGUCCUUUGCUGAACCAUAGUACCUUUUCUCUCCAGGUCUUGUUUAUUUUGUUUCUGAAGCAGCUGGUGUGGUAUGUAUGAUUUUCUUGAACAAAAAAAGUAAAAACGGUGGCACAGUUGGCAGCACAGGUCAUAGCGCACAAUAAGAGUGUUUGAGGUGUCUGAUGGCAUAACGUAAUCUGUCCGUGUGUUUUUGCCGUUGAGUUACUGAAUUUCAAUGAAGCAUUUUUUCAGUUGCAACAUAUGUUGCAGCUGGGCUUAGUUGUAACAUGGAGGAAGGCUAGCUGCUAAGUAAUAUGAUUCAACCAUACAGAGUAGGAAUAUGAGUUUAAAUCUAAUUUAAAUAAUUAAAAAUUCAUCCUUAGCAUACCUAACAUACAAACAAGUUAUUUUUCCAUCCAAAAGUUAAAUGUGUUUGUGUACAUCGUCCGAAUAUUCCCUGAACACUCCAGCUCAGUGGAGUUUGAGGUCCGAUCUCAGGCCAUUACUGCAAUACAGUCCUCUCCUCAAGUCACCACUAGCACAUCAGCCUUCCCUCUCCACUAUCUCCCUCACUACCAACAACAUUCAUCCUUGGAUGGUCAAACCCUGGAACAUUAUAACGGUUGAUUCUUUUCCCCUUUUUUGAACCACUGAUUGUGCCCCUCUUCUCUAAGACCAGGACGGGGAUCCUCAUAUACACCAUGCGCUCGACCUCAGAGCAAGCCAGAGCUGAUGUCAGCAACGGAGAUUACUAGGAUACAUGAUCUUUUGUAUAUGUUUUUGUUAAAUUAUUAUUUAGUCUCUGUGUUACCCAACGAGAGCCCUUCAGAGACUUGCUAGAGCACUUGCCUUGGUUAAAUGGCUUCCACAAGCAUGGAUGUACAGCCAUAGUCUUUUCGCAAAGAAUUUACGAACAGCCAUGAUGAUGCACCGAAGAAGUAACGACAAAUCUUGGGCACAUGCAUCAUAUUAGUUGCUAAUGACAAUAGCAAGAUGGCGGAGGAAUAGGGCCUAAGCUUCACCCUGCAUGUUGUUUGGAUGAAUGGAAACCAUAUUUGUUGUGUGCACAGCUUGACUGUCAGUCCCCUGUACAGAAAUGAGUAACUGCCUUGCUUGAGCAACUACUCUGUUAAGAAAUGAUAGUCAUUGGUGCCUGGUAUUGUUUUAUAUAGUAAUUGGUGCACAUCAUACAGCUAUGGAUCCAGACCUCUUCUGCGUGACCAUUUUACUGUGUUGUUGGGCCACAGGUUACUGGUGGGCUGUAGGGUUUCCGCUCCUCAUCCACUGGUGGCUAUACUGUAUCCUCUGUACUCCAUGUUGAUGGUUCUGAUUGGCUCUGAGGCUCUUGGCUGGUGUAGAAGAGGUGUCCUGUUUCUCUUGCAGCACUCCAUAGCUACACCUUUGUCUGUCGUCAGCGCUCCCAAAUUAUUGUAUUUACGUAUAUUUAUUCCAUGUAUCUCAACUCGUACGUGGGUGUGUGUGUGUGGGAGAGUAAUGUAUGUUUGCGGGAGAGUGUGUGUGUGAUGAAUGUUUGCUAUGUAGUUUUAGAUGUAAAUGUUGUGAGUAAAUACGCAGAGCACGUGGCUGUGCUGGAGUGAAGUGACUGUUGUGACAGGUGGGGACACUAACUAUGAGGAGGGGGUAUAGCGACACACUCGGAACAGAGCAAAUGUAACUGACAUGGGGAAAUAAAGUGUUUUUAGUAACAACUCA